AUGGGGGAAUUGAGGGCAAAAUGCAAGUACUGCCCCAAAGACUUAGCUUGCCCUUCUAAUUAUGGGACUUCCAACCUUUGGGGACAUUUGCUUAACAAGUGUGAGAAAUACCCUUUUAAGACCAUUGAUAGGAAGCAGACAACACUCAAUAUUAAACCUAUUAAAGGAGGGGGACAGGGAGAUCAUAAGGGUGAGACAAUUGCAAAAGGAAUUGAAGCUUAUUUGUUAGAUUGGGAGAUCGAGAACAAAUUCACGGUGACACUAGAUAAGGCAUCAGCUAAUGAUGCUAUAAUCUGGUACUUGAAAGGGAGAAUUAAUGAUUGGAAUGGUGUCAUCUUGGGAAAUGAUUUUUUACACGUUCAGUGUAAUGCUCAUAUCUUGAAUUUGAUUGUAAAAGAAGAAUUGAGUGAACAAAAUGAUUCCAUUUCUCGGGUAAAACUAGACACCCAUGGCCUUUUGAGUUUGGAUGUUGAGACGAGGUGGAACUCUACAUACUUGAUGUUAAAUACAGCUGUACAAUUUGAAAAAGCCUUUUCAAGAAUGUAUAUUGAUGAUCAUAAGUACUUUAACUAUUGUCUUGAAUUGAGUGGAACGGUCGUGCAUCCAUCUUCGGAAGAUUGGAAGAAUGUGAAAGUCUUUCUCAAGUUUCUUGAGAUUUUCUAUAAAACCACUUUGAAGUUUUUGAGUACUUUGCAUGUUACUUCAAAUUUUUUCUUCCAUGAGCUUUUUAAUCUUCAAAGCAUAAUUGUCCAGUAUUCGAAUUGUAGUGAUUCAAUUUUGACUGAUAUGGCUAGGAAGAUGAAAAUUAAGUUUGAUAAAUAUUGGGGUGAUUUUGAGGAUAUUAACAUAUUGUUAUUUUUUGCCGUUGUGUUGGAUCCUCGCUAA
Molecule: messenger RNA, 885 nt
Organism: Lycium ferocissimum
Lineage: Eukaryota; Viridiplantae; Streptophyta; Magnoliopsida; Solanales; Solanaceae
Product: zinc finger BED domain-containing protein RICESLEEPER 1-like
Exons: 3
Coding region: 1-885 (294 amino acids)
Molecular function (GO): DNA binding
Source: RefSeq, a predicted model, not a curated record